Otolemur garnettii (small-eared galago) is the source of this 2128-nucleotide messenger RNA. It is a transcript of the gene RPUSD1, whose product is annotated as RNA pseudouridylate synthase domain containing 1. Gene Ontology annotation, molecular function: pseudouridine synthase activity; RNA binding. Gene Ontology annotation, biological process: pseudouridine synthesis. The record is from RefSeq and is a predicted model, not a curated record. The transcript has 5 exons. NCBI's taxonomy places the organism in Eukaryota, Metazoa, Chordata, Mammalia, Primates, Galagidae. Bases 234 to 1214 code for a protein of 326 amino acids.
GCUACUGGAGGACAAGGCUGUUUCUGAGGUUCGGGUCAGGAAGGGGCCAUCACGAUCAGCCAGAAUCAGGCUGACUCCCUGACUUCCACCAGGCCCUCAUGUCCACUGGGCCUGGCCUGGAGAAUGGAGGGCACAGGGGUGCCCCCAUACAGUAGGUCUGUAUGCUCACCUCGUGACUUCAGACCAGGAGCCCUGGGGGUGGUGAAGUCCUUGCCCUUGGACCGGGUGCCCCCAUGUCCUCAGGACACACUUCCACCCUGGGUGGUAGGCCCAUCAUGGAACCGGGCAGCGUGGAGAACCUGUCCAUUGUGUACCGGAGCAGCGACUUUCUGGUGGUGAACAAGCACUGGGAUGUGCGCAUUGACAGCAAGACAUGGCGAGAGACCCUGACCCUCCAGAAGCAGCUGCGGCACCGCUUCCCUGAGCUGGCUGACCCUGACACCUGCUAUGGGUUCAGGUUCUGCCACCAGCUAGACUUCUCCACCAGUGGGGCAUUGUGUGUGGCCCUGAACAAGGCGGCUGCAGGCAGUGCUUACAGAUGCUUCAAGGAGCGACGAGUGACCAAGGCUUACCUGGCACUAGUGCGGGGGCAUGUCCAGGACAGCCAGGUGACCAUCAGCUAUGCCAUUGGCAGGAACAGCACGGAGGGCCGGGCACACACCAUGUGCAUCGAGGGCACACAGGGUUGUGAGAACCCAAAGCCAAGCCUCACAGAGCUAGUGGUCCUAGAACAUGGACUGUAUGCAGGUGACCCCGUCUCCAAAGUGCUACUAAAGCCUCUCACAGGCCGGACACACCAGCUACGGGUUCACUGCAGUGCUCUUGGCCACCCCGUGGUGGGUGACCUGACCUACGGGCAGGCUGCAGGCCGGGAGGACCAACCUUUCCGUAUGAUGCUGCACGCCCUCUACCUGCGCAUCCCCACACAAGCCGAGUGCAUAGAGGCCUGCACUCCAGACCCCUUCCUGCCUUCCCUCGAUGCCUGCUGGAGCCCCCACUUCCUGGUCCAGCCGCUUGACCAACUCGUCCAGGCCUUACGGGCCGCCCCUGACCCUGACCCUAUGGACAGGGGCCCUGGACCAUGCAGCCCCUCUGCACUCCUGCCUGGGCCAGGCCGGCCCCCACCUCUCUGCACCAAUCCCCCUGAAACUGAGGCGCAACGAGCCUCCUGCCUACAGUGGCUGUCAGAGUGGACACUGGAACCAGACAACUAAGCCCCAUUGGGCUACAGUAGAGGAUGGUGGGCUGGGACCCCAGGGGGCUGGGGGCUAUGCGACAGAGCCCUAGGUCCAUCUGGAAAAAGAUGGUGUCUCUCCUGGUCAAGGUGGAGGAGGACUGAGCCCACCAGGCUGCCAAGGGCAGGCAGGGAAGGGCUGGCAAGUCCAGCAGGGGGCGCCAGGCAGCCAUGUUCUUUGGCAAGGAUGGAGCACUCAAGCUGGGACUGUCGCUGAUGUGGGGCCCGUCCUCCCAGUGUUCCCUGGGGAAACCUAGGGCAUUCCUUCCUAUAGGUGUCCACCUCUGAAGCUUCAUCCCAGGGGCUUCCAUUUUAUAAAUCUGCCCAAACUUACCUGCUAAGAGAGGUAGAACCAGAGUCUGGGCUAGCCUUUGCCCCCUAAUGGGCUCCUCACCCUAGAGAAGCUGGAGAUAGCUGUUCUGCCCUAAUCAUCUGGGCCUCAGCCCCAUACCCGUGGUCCUUGUGCUCCAAAGGCUCUUCUCUGACCCUCUCACCCUGUCUGUCCUCCUGCAGACCCUGACCCUCCCCUGCCUGGCAGGAGUCUGUGUGCUGUGCCCAGACCUACCUCGUGCCUUUGCUUUUGCUGAACUCUGCUCUCGGGCUUCACCCUUCUCCACCUGGAUCCUGAGUCUGGGGUUGGUACUUGGUCUCUGUCAGUACAGGGUUCCAUCAGGAACAGUAGAGGCCUUGGAGUGCACACUUGCCCAUCCAAACCUACUGCUGGUGCCACUUCUGCUUCACAGCCUUGGCAGCCUCAUCCUCAGUUCCUACCAUGUCACCCCUGCCUGGUUCCCACACAGCCACUGCCUGUCGCGCUCUGCUGUGAGGGCCCUACCUUGGGAUCCAUGAGCUGGCUGGUUCCCCUUUACCUGCCUGUGCAGGGCCUUAGGGACU